ACGAGUGCCUCCAUACAAAAAAAGAAAGAAACUUAUCAGGAACCAAGAGUUACUAACUAACCAAAACAGAGAGGAUUUACAACAUACAAGAUGCCUAAUUGUAUAGUAAUAACUGCUAUAGUUUGUGUGUUGAUCACAACAGUUGCUACAAUUGUGUCAUUUUCACUCCCGAACUGGUUACAUUUCCGAAAUCUCGGAGACGCUCUGUGUGGAUGCUCGUCAAAGGAUUGCCAUUGUGGUCUGUGGAUAAACUGCAGGGGAGGAUUUGAUGCCAGUUCGUCGUUAGCUAAUUGUGAAUGGUUCUUCUCCGACGAUUUCCACAUCGAAAAAAGUCUUCCAGAUUGGUUCAAGGCGGUUCAGGGUCUGAUGUCAUGUGCUGUAGCCAGUUCAAUGUUGUCUCUACUGAUUGGCCUCUUUUCACUUUGCUGGACAUGUAAAGGCUGCAACCCACACCAGGCAACUGGCGCCUUUGCUAAUCUCACCUUCCUGUUGCUUGCUGUUGCUGUGUGUGUGUUCGGAACCAAAGCUUACCUAGACAAACAAGCUAUUGUGAUGCCGUCCCAGACCAGUAGCAACGAAAUGCUGUUAUUUGGUUGGAGUUUCUGGGUGGCUGUUGGAGCCACAGGAAUGGCGCUAAUUUCUAGCAUAUUGUACUUCUGUGUCGGUCGUAGUGACGAUACAUAUUAACUUCUUUAAAUGAUAAUCAUAACACUGGACAGGUGUUUGCCUGCUUUUCCUUGUCAAUCACUUUCCUUGACUUUGCCAAAUAUGAUUACUGUUUGUUAAGGUAAUUUCCCCGUUUUUUUUGGUUAAAUUUGACAGACCAGUACAUGUUUAAGUGGUAACAUUGUUAAGAAAAUGACUGUCUCUAUUAUUUUCUUUUUCAUUUUCUUGUCACCUUGACACAAAUGACACUGUCUUGAGUUAUAUUAGAUUUUGCACUAUGGUUGCUAAUAGUACAGAAACACCAUUAUGUAAUAGUGUUGUGGAAAUGCAGAUACAAAAAAAAAUUACACAAAGACAUGUUCAUUUAUUGAUAUUGUUUUGCUUUUCAUUUUGGAUUUUUGGUUUUUGAUUUUAUUCAUGUUUGAUAUCUUUCAACUUUGCUUGGUAUAAAUUCUGACUUAUUUGCUCAUUUUAUUCUGCUGUUGAAUAAUAUUUUUGUAAUUUAAGUAAUAUCCUGUCGCUACAAAAUAUUAGUUAUUGGGGAGAAAAAUGAAAAAUGAAAUGUAACUUUAUUUUUGCAAAGAAAGAAAUGUUUUACCUUGGAUGCCUGUCCGUAUUGGCUGUGUCUUAUACAAAAUGCUGCAGGUCACAUUUGUACAUAGAAUAUCUAUGCUUUAUAAUCACUAUUUUAGAUGUUUCAAUUUUUGAGACAUUUUUAUCUUGUAUUUUUCAUUACAAAUAUAGUUCCUUUCUGAACGUUGACCUUUCCAUUUUGAUAUAUAAAAUCUAAACUAUACCUCUCGUUCACAGAAAAAAAGUCUUAUUUUCUUCAAGAUUGCAUCUUGAUUAUGAAAUUGUUAUAAUAGUAUUUUUUUUAUCCAAGUUGUGAUUUAGAAAGGUUGUUCGAGAAACUGAGUAUCAAACUGAUUUCUGAAUUUGCAGAAGUACUUAAAGUGUCUUCCUCGGUCUUUACAAGGCAGCAUCAGAGUUAUUUCCCUUUAAUAAGAAAAAGCUAUCUUUUCAUAUAGGGAGGUUGUUGAUCAGUACGAAACAAACAUUUUAUAUCCAUUGUACAUAUUUUGUAUAUAUUUAUAAAAAAUUGAUGAUGUCUUUAUAGUCAUAGUGAAAGUUUAUAUUUGCAUAUUUACAAUUUAUAGCUGCUUGAACAAUGAAAAUCAACCAAGCCAUAGAUAAGAUAUUAUCUUCAGUAAAAAGGAUUGAUUUUAUAUGUGAAGAAAUGAUAUUGAAAAAGUGAUCAGAUCAUUAGUAUGCAAAUAUCUUAUUGGCCUUUUUUCAGCAUUAGAAAUUCAUCACUGAUUCAAGUUGUGUCAAACUUUAAAAGAUUUAUAAAAACAUGUUGUAUGUAAUAUCAAAUUGGCAGUUAACUAAUCAGGAAUGUUUAUAACGAGUGUUUCUGUAUUUUUUUUUCGACAUGAUUAUUUUCAUACAGGAACAUGUGUAUUUUUUUCAGUCUUGGAGAUAUGGAAAGAUCAGCAUGUUAAAUGCUGUGAUAAUGUGCCAUUAAAAUUUCAGAGGUUGAUUCUUUGGUGUUCAGUUUAACAAUAUCCAUAUUGUAAUUUGCAAAAAUUAACACAUUCAUAAUCUGUGAAAAAAAAUGAUUGAGACAGCUAUAUUUGAAAAAAACCCCCAUUAUUUAUAGUAUUUUGCAUAGAAGGUGCUGGCUUGGUUGAUUCGAUGGGCCAUUUGUGUAUAUAUAUAUAUGUUAAUCUAGUCAUUCAUUCCUCAUGUGAUUUGACUGCGGAGGUAUUAAGGCCUAAAUUUGCUGUGGUGUCACCACACUGACUGUAUGCUAACCAUAAAUAUACACCACUGCCCUCACAACAGGUCCAGACUGAAAAAAUCUGAUUUCUGAUUGGUCACAUGUGAUAAGUCAUGAUAAAACUUUUCUUGGCAGGAAUUAUUCUGCAUCUCCUACAAACUAUAUCUUAGUGCCCUCUAGUACCAUCGAAACAAGGAUCUGUUUUCAGUUUGUGUUUAUUGAAUAAAGAGGCAAUUUAGAACAUUGAAAGUGAGCCCUGAGUUUGUAUAUGUCAUACACAUCCAACCUUAAGAUUUCCUGUUUUGGAUGGAGAUACACAUGGUCACUGCAUAUGAAUUCCAAAGUUAAAAGAUGAAAAAUGUUUAAAUCCUGCUUGAUGUGCAAAGGUGAUAAAAAUCCUGCUCACUUGUCAGUAUUUAACACAAGAGGUGUAAAAAUUUCUACUGUACUUUGUUGCAGGCAGUGGUGUAAAUAUGGAUCAAAGUAAUUGUUCAGUGUUGGAAGCCACACACUACGUAUAUGUCUCAUUUCAUGUUUUUCACACUAAUCUAGUUGCAGUAUCAUUUUAUGAAGAGUUAUCUCCCUUCUUGAAUCUGUUUGAAAUUAUGGUUUGCAGCUAGGUUAUCAUUAUGAAUACAAUAGAACAAUGCUUCGAAUACAGGAUGAUAGGUUAGAAAUUAGAAAUAAUGAUCAUUUGUAUAUAAUUGAUCACUUCAUACAACUUCUUGAAAUGUUGCUCAGGAUUCACAAAGUUAAACACAGUCCAGAUAUCUACAUUGAAAUAAAAAUAUGUCCUCAUUUCAGGAAAAAUGUGAGUACUGAAAGGUGGCAUAAACUAUGCAUUAUGUAGUUAAUUUUUUUCCAAGGACAGAUAACUCUUCCAGGAAAUGCUAUUCAACUGUCAGAGUAAAAACGUUCUAAAGGAAUUUAUGUAUUUAUUUAAAAGUUUUCUACUUUCAUUUUAAUGAAUGUUUGGAUUUCUAGUUACUAUUAUAAGUUAAUUAGAAAGUCUUAAUAACUUUAAGAAAAUGUUGUGAUUCAUCAUCAAAUCUCAUUUUUUUUUUCGAAAUUAAAAAUUAUACUUAAUUUAUGAUAAAUGUUUACCAUAUGUAAAAGUAACAACCUGUAGCUAUUCCAGUAAAAUAUCUAACCAAUAUGGGGAUCAAAAAAUGUAUGCAUGAUGGAGUAUUGAAAAUUUGCAGUGAACUAUAUUGUUUUGUUUGAAGUAAUUUUUUUUUUGUGAAAUCUAUUCAACAGACCUGGAAUUCACUGUUUUGGUAAAUAUUUUACUGAAGUAGCCCUUUUUUCAUACAACAUGCAUGGUGUUGACAAGAGAUGUAGUCUAUUUAUGCUUUUACUUCAUAUUAGAAAAAUGUAUUUUUCAUAUUUGCAAUUUUUUUUCAAAUUUCAAUUAAUGUUUUAUGAUUUCUACCAAGAACUUUAUUAGAAUAUAAGACUUUUAUGGUAGUUUGUGAAUAUUGGUAUUAGAUUUGGUCCAUUGUAGACACAUAUUAAUUUUCUUUGAUCUUUUUAUAUUAUUUGUUUACAAAAUUAAAUAUUGUGUAAGAAAUUAUUAAAAUG
This is a messenger RNA of Ylistrum balloti, 4027 nucleotides long. RefSeq lists its product as uncharacterized. Gene Ontology annotation, cellular component: membrane. Lineage: Eukaryota; Metazoa; Mollusca; Bivalvia; Pectinida; Pectinidae. The record is from RefSeq and is a predicted model, not a curated record. The transcript has 3 exons. The coding region runs from base 91 to 687 and encodes 198 amino acids.